AUGUCCACUGAAGAUACUGAUAGUACCAUGACGCAAUCACCAGACAUAAUGUCCCUGCAGAUGAUAUCAGCUAUUAAUAAUUCAUCCUUGAUUCAGCCAGGCUUUUCUCUGCUGAAUUUUGAUGGGCAGGUUUUUUUUUUUGGACAGAAAGGCUGGCCAAAGAGAUCUUGCCCCACUGGAGUUUUUCUCCUUGACUUAAAAAAAAAUGAACUCAAAUUGAAGCCUGCAUUUUUCUCUAAGGAUUCCUGCUAUCUUCCCCCUCUCCGUUACCCUGCUGUCUGCCCUCUCAGGGGCAGAACAGAGUCUGAGAAAUGCCAGUAUGUCAUCCAUGGUGGGAAAACACCAAACAAUGAACUAUCUGAUAAGAUUUAUGUUAUGGGUAUAGCAUGCAAGCCUGGCAAGAAAAUCACCUUUAAAUGCACGGAGAAAGAGUUAGUUGGGGAUGUUCCUGAAGCCAGAUAUGGCCAUACCAUUAAUGUAGUUCAUAGCCGAGGUAAAAGCAUGAGUGUUAUAUUUGGGGGAAGGUCAUAUAUCCCUCUUGGACAAAGAACCACAGAAAAAUGGAAUAGUGUAGUAGACUGUAUGCCCCAUGUGUUUUUGGUUGAUUUUGAGUUUGGAUGCUGUACCUCAUACGUCCUUCCAGAGCUUCAGGAUGGACUUUCUUUCCAUGUCUCCAUUGCCAGAAAUGAUACCAUCUACAUCCUAGGGGGUCAUUCUCUUGAAAAUAACAUCAGACCCCCCAACCUAUACAGGCUAAAAAUUGACCUGCCACUAGGCAGCCCAGCUGUGAGCUGCACCAUCUUGCCUGGGGGGAUCUCUGUCUCCAGUCCUCUUGUGACUCAGACUGGCGAUAAAGAGUUUGUCAUGGUUGGGGGCUACCAGUGUGACAACCAGAAGAGGAUGUUUUGUAAUACAAUCUCUUUAGAAGAUAACAACAUAGAGAUUGUGGAAAGGGAGACCCCAGACUGGACACCAGAUAUUAAACACUGCAAGAUAUGGUUUGGUAGUGAUAUGGGUAAUGGGGCCAUAUUGCUUGGUAUACCAGGGGACAACAGGCAACUAAUUUCAGAUGCAAACUACUUUUACAUUUUGAGAUGUGGAGAAACAAGAGAAGAUGACGAGGAGGCGGCACAAACUUGCAGUCAGACAUCUACAGAAGACCCAGGGGACUCCACUCCAUUUGAAGAUUCAGAGGAGUUCUGUUUUAGUGCCGAAGCCAAUCGUUUUGACGAUGAUGAUAUUGACACCUAUAACGAAGAUGAUGAAGAAGAUGAAUCAGAAACAGGCUACUGGAUCACCUGCUCUGCCAACUGUGACAUUGACAUCAACACUUGGGUCCCUUUCUAUUCGACUGAACUGAACAAGCCAGCUAUGAUCUACUGUUCCAAUGGAGAUGGCCAUUGGGUCCAUGCUCAGUGUAUGGACCUGUCUGAGGGCAUGCUCAUACGUCUUUCAGAGGCAAAUGUCAAGUACUUCUGCAAUGAGCAUGUUGAUCUUGCUAGAGGGCUGCAAACACCGAAGAAGGUUCUGCCUGUGAAAAAACAACCCAUGAAACUACUGCGCAGAAAAACAUCCAUGAAGUUAGCAACUCCAGUGAAAAAAUCUUUUCUUCGGAGGUUAUUUGAGUAG
Terrapene triunguis (Three-toed box turtle) is the source of this 1629-nucleotide messenger RNA. It is a transcript of the gene RAG2, whose product is annotated as recombination activating 2. NCBI's taxonomy places the organism in Eukaryota, Metazoa, Chordata, Testudines, Emydidae. The coding region runs from base 1 to 1629 and encodes 542 amino acids. Gene Ontology annotation, molecular function: sequence-specific DNA binding; protein binding. The transcript is spliced from 2 exons. The record is from RefSeq and is a predicted model, not a curated record. Gene Ontology annotation, cellular component: DNA recombinase complex; nucleus. Gene Ontology annotation, biological process: V(D)J recombination.